Molecule: messenger RNA, 987 nt
Organism: Mercurialis annua (annual mercury)
Lineage: Eukaryota; Viridiplantae; Streptophyta; Magnoliopsida; Malpighiales; Euphorbiaceae
Exons: 6
Coding region: 1-987 (328 amino acids)
Source: RefSeq, a predicted model, not a curated record
AUGGUGUAUCACGACCGUGAUGCUCCUGUCAAGCUAAUAACAUACGAAUGGACUCCGUCCCCUAAGGAGAGACUACAUGAUAGUGGCAUGGUCUCUAGAGGCUUGCUUGACAUCUUUCGAUUCUCGUGGUUCGCAGAGGGUUCAACUUGGAAAAAAUUAAAGGCGGACCAAAAAACGUUCUAUUGGGAGGAGUUCAAGAAGAAGUUUUUUUGGGACUCGAUCUACCCCGAGCAAUUGAUCAGAGAUGUGUUUAUGAGGCAUGCUGUAAAUCGCUACAAGGACACUCUGCAUACGCUGAAGGGAAAGAGGGAUGACAGCGUCAACGAUACUGUUUGGGAUGCCUGGCAGGCAGAGUGGGCUACGGUGGAGGCAAAGAACAAGUCGGACAUCGCCCGGGCUAACCGGAUGAGUGAGCCGACAGGGCCAGGGACAGGACCGAUGCGCCACACUGCAACAUCUUGCUCGGGCGUGAAGCAUAUGACUGGUCAGGAGCUCGGUCGUAUACCGACCUACGCUAAGUUGUAUGUUCGUAUGCACUCGACGCAGAAGGAUCAGACCAAGUUUGUGGACAAGAGGUCCAAGGAUAAGCAUGAACCGUCGACUCCACAUACCAUCGACGAGAUCCAGUUGUUCUUGUCGCUCGAGGGGGUGAAGAAGCAGCGGGUUUAUGGAGUUGGUUCAGCUGCGGCUUCAUACAUCGCAUCGUCACAGACCAGCCAUUCCCGUGGAGGUUCAUCGUCGUCCCAGCAGACUCAGACGCCCGAGGAAAUAGGGGAGAGGAUUCAGACAGAGGUCGAGGCACGGGUGCAUGGGAUGGAGGAGCGGGUGCGAGGGCAGGUUCAGAGGGACAUAGAGGCUACCGUGGACGAUCAGAUUGCUGAUAGAGUCUGUUCGGAGCUGGCGAAGAUGAUGAAUUCUCUACCGCCAGGUUUUUGCCCCCUGCAGCCCCCACGAGGCCCGGAUGACGAGGACAUCAAUAGAUUGUAG